UCUGACGCAGAGUUGAUACCAGCUGACCUCGCGACCCGAGCUGAACCCUUCAGAGGAACAGAGGUAUGAAGACAGACCCCUGCCUGACUCUGAGCAUGAGCUCGCUACAAAGGGGAAGAGCACGCCAGUGCAGCGUUUCAUUCAGUGAUUAUAUCGCAGCAGAACUUUCUCCUGGCAUGCAGCUGCCGCGGGUGAUUUAAAGUGAACCAUUCAGCGUUUUACUGAAAGGGGGAGCUAAAGAUCUUCAAGACGGCAACAAAGAGAGUUUUUUUGAGUGCCAACAUUUUAGACGACCUGUGAGCUUGUCUUGUGAUUUCAAACAUACAAUAAGCCCCAGACUCAAAGCAUAAAGGAUUAAAGUGUCACGCUGGCAGAACAGAGAGUGGUGUACCCUCAAGAAAUAACUGAGCCAGUCAGUCAGGAUGGAACUAUGUCUUUCACAGAAGAAACAGUGUCCAUAUUAACGUCCAGCUGUAUGCUAGCCCGCUCUUUUCUUAUCCAUCCCAGAGGUCUGAAAGACCAAGAAAGCUCUGAGACUGACAGCCGUAUCACUCUACGUGGCAAACGUGAGUGUAUCCCUGCCGAGAAAAAAGACCAAGGUUAUUGGGACAAGCGCAAAAAGAACAACGAAGCUGCCAGGCGUUCGCGUGAGAAACGCCGCAUCAAUGACAAGGUGGUAGAAAGCAACGUUCUGGCUCUUCUUGAAGACAACGCCCGUCUGAAAGCUGAGCUACUGGCACUUAAGUUCAAAUUCGGUUUGAUCAAAGAUCCCACAGAUUCACCAGCACAGAUCUGCUCCUUUGGUCCACAUAACCAAACAUCUCCAGCAAUACCCUACAACUGCCCCAGUACAAACUUACAACCUACUUUUGUUCACGCAUUAUCAAUCCCACAGCAUGGUGGUCCAGAUGGGGCGCAAAACUUUGGGUUCUUCAUGCCUGGAGGGUCAAGCAUUGGGAGCCCAGAGCUUUUAGAUGAUGCUGGAGGUGAACAUAUCCGUAAAUUCCCUGGAGAACAGCCAAGCGGUAUUACAGCAGUGGAUACAAAUUCAUUAGGAUGGCAAGCGAACAAUAUGAAAGGUCUUCCUCAUAAACUACGUUUCAAGACUCCAUGUGGAAUUGAAGGUGCUGAUGCUGAAGUCCUUCUUCCAGUAGAGAAUACGUCACAGUCUCAGUCUACAGAGGCUUUAUGGAGGUUACAAACACACACAAUGCCAUCAGCUUGUUCAACAGCACUUCAGAAUAACCCUUCAAUUCACAGGCAUAUAGAAAGUCACAGUGCUAUUAGAUUCCAGAUCAGCGCUUUGACUGAAGAAGUGGCCCAGCUCAAAAAACUGUUGUCUGAACAUCAGCUCUCCAAAGUGAACUGAAAUCAUCCGUCCAACCUGUCUUCUGGCCUAUCCAAAGAAAGAGCCCAUUUUUCUGAUUGUAACAGACAAAUAGAAGAAGCCAGCUGGUUGUUCACUGGAACAGCUGGCAAUUUAAGUGAUUUUUAAUUUAUGUGAAUGUUUCAUAUGUCUGUUUGCUCCACUAGUAAUGUUCACUGCAUGCUGGAUGAAAUGAAAAAUGUUCUGCUGUCUUCUGUGUCUACUGUUGUGGCGUAUGGUGCUUUGUUGAAGUUAAGCAACACUGAACCUUCCCAAAUGACAAUUAAAUCUAAACCUUUUUUGUGUACUUUUCCUAUUCGGUGCCUGUUAUUUUUUCAUUAAAUCUCUGUUUGGGCUUUUGCUUGGGGAGAGAACUCUUGGUUUUGCCAGUUUGUUUAAAUGCACUUUGAAUUCAAAGUAUUUUCCUUUCUUUUUUUUACAUUAAUUUUACACAUCUGAUACAAAUAUGUGCUCUUGUUUUAUGAAUAAGAGUGGACUUUUUGGUUUUUACCCGGAAAGAAGGGAAGUGAAAUGUUACAUCUCUGAUUUAAGCCAC
Sinocyclocheilus rhinocerous is the source of this 1922-nucleotide messenger RNA. RefSeq lists its product as uncharacterized. The transcript is spliced from 2 exons. The record is from RefSeq and is a predicted model, not a curated record. Gene Ontology annotation, molecular function: DNA-binding transcription factor activity; DNA binding. Gene Ontology annotation, biological process: circadian rhythm; regulation of DNA-templated transcription. Lineage: Eukaryota; Metazoa; Chordata; Actinopteri; Cypriniformes; Cyprinidae. Gene Ontology annotation, cellular component: nucleus. Bases 431 to 1369 code for a protein of 312 amino acids.